AUGUCAAGUUCCAAGAAAAAACCGAUGCUGGUGACCUGCCCACAAUGUGAUGCGAUUUUCCUCACCAAAGAUUCCAACAGACAUCAAGAUUUUUGUGGAAAACCUAUAGCUGAAUCGGAAAUAUCAUGUGCUCAAAACGGCGUUCUUCGUGGAUUCAAUGUGGCCAUCGACAAAGCAGAAAGUUAUCUUCCUCCAGAUGCUAUUGGAUGGGAAAAGGAACACUCGGUAUUGAUGUGCCAACAGACAAUGGAAAGUCUCGGACUUCUAGCACGUCAGCCAGUUCGAAUUUUUAAUGCCGACGAAUUCUUUGUUGGAAUCGUCUGGCCGUGUAAAGAAGUUGCACUUCUCAAAAUAUCUGUCAUCUCUGUGAGAAUUCCACGGGAGAAAGUGGUCACUUUGAAGAGUUGUAGAAAAGUCGAAACUGUGAAUCGCCUUGGAGUGACUCUCCAAACUUCACUUACACCAACGCCAGCUCUGACCGGAUUUAUUGGAGCCUAUCUAAAUCAUUCUUACUUGCAAUUUGGACUUUGUGUAUCUUUGAAGUAUCUCGGACAACAAAUCAAAGUGACUCCAGAAGAGCCCAUUGAUAAGAAAAUGGAAAGAAUGGGAAUCGAAAAUCAGCAAUCUGAUACAGUAAUCUCCACAUCUGUCAAUUGUAAAGUUCAAAUUCUCAACUCGGAAUCUACUAGCUCCACUGAUCAACCCAAAAAUGUUGUCAUCGAUUUGUCAAACGUCGGUGGUUCAUUUGUGGCAAAACAAGUACUGGAAGAUUAUGUUAUUGGACCGAUCAGACGUAAGGAAUUACCAUGUUCAGUUCUGAUUUGGGGACUACCUGGAAGUGGAAAAACCCUUUUACUCAAGGAAUUGGAAGCUGUUCUGUCUGGACUUGUGACCUAUAUUGGAAGUUGCGAUGAACUUGUGGAAUCAAAUGGAUUAUUCAAUGGAAACGUCGUGAUUGUAGAUGUUAAUGAAGUAGAAAAAGAUAACUCGAAAGUUAAUCGUGCAUUGAGUGUAUUGCUGUCAGAAGAGAAGGUAAUGCCAAUGCUUAUUCGGAGUUUUUCAAAUUUUGAAGUAGAAAUCUGUGUCAUCUUAUCUGUUCGAUCAUCAGAAAAUCUUGACCUCGGUUUCCGUGUACGGUUCCCUGUCGAAGCCGAAAUUACAGUCCCAACACAAGGUGAACGUCUUCAAAUUUUGUCAAAAAUUUCUCCACAAUUCGGUUUUCCUUCCGAAAACUAUCUCGAUGUUGCUCGUCAUACCCAUGGUUUCACUGGUGGAGAUUUGUGCUCACUUCUAAAAGCAUCAAUGUUUGCGCGCGGUACGACACCACUCGAAAAAGUAAACGAUGCCAGAAAGAGAAUCCGACCGACUGGAAUCAGACAGUUCAUUCUAGAAGUUCCAAAUGUUUCGUGGAAUGAUAUUGGUGGAAAUGAAGAAUUGAAACUGGAGAUUCAGCAAGCGGUAAUUUGGCCUCAGAAACAUCCUGAAGCAUUUGAGAGAUUCGGAAUCGAUCCACCGGCUGGCAUCUUGCUUUACGGUCCACCAGGUUGCAGUAAAACUCUCAUCGCUCGUGCGUUGGCAAAUGAGGCAAAAAUGAAUUUUCUGGCUGUAAAAGGUCCUGAGCUAUUCAGUAAAUGGGUUGGAGAUUCUGAAAAAGCCAUUCGAGAUUUAUUCACAAGAGCGAGACAAGUUGCUCCAACGAUUGUAUUCUUCGACGAAAUUGAUGCUGUUGGAUCGUCGCGAGGAUCAGAAAAAAGUUCAGGAGUGUCGGAUCGAGUUUUGGCUCAAUUGCUCACUGAGUUGGAUGGAUUGGAGAAGUCAAGUCGAGUUGUUUUAUUGGCCGCUACUAAUCGACCAGAUCAGUUGGACAGUGCUCUCUUAAGACCUGGUCGUUUGGAUCGUGCGAUUUACGUCGGUUUGCCAUGCGAAGAAACCAGAAGAGCAAUUCUAAAAAUGCGAACCCGGAAAAUGGCUAUCGAUGACGUCACAGCUACAAUUCAGAAGCUAGUUGAGAAAACUUCAGGAUAUUCUGGAGCAGAGUUAGUGGCAGUUUGUCGAACUGCUGCGAUGUUCGCAAUGAGAGAAAAUAUCGAAGCCAACAUUGUCGAAUGGAAACAUUUUGAAGACGCUCUUACCGCGGUUGUUUCUAGAACGGAGGCCUACCUUCUGGAGAUUUACGACGACUUCAAAGCAGGUCGUACAUCUAAUGCAUGA
Messenger RNA from Caenorhabditis briggsae, 2211 nucleotides. It is a transcript of the gene Cbr-cdc-48.3, whose product is annotated as Protein CBR-CDC-48.3. Gene Ontology annotation, cellular component: cytoplasm. The record is from RefSeq and is a predicted model, not a curated record. NCBI's taxonomy places the organism in Eukaryota, Metazoa, Nematoda, Chromadorea, Rhabditida, Rhabditidae. Gene Ontology annotation, molecular function: ATP hydrolysis activity; ATP binding. The coding region runs from base 1 to 2211 and encodes 736 amino acids. The transcript has 4 exons.